Molecule: messenger RNA, 4467 nt
Organism: Microplitis demolitor
Lineage: Eukaryota; Metazoa; Arthropoda; Insecta; Hymenoptera; Braconidae
Exons: 6
Coding region: 2203-2928 (241 amino acids)
Source: RefSeq, a predicted model, not a curated record
UUUAUUUUAAUCCUUAUUUUUAUUAGUAGCUUACAUUAUUUAAAUUUUUUUGAAUUUUUUACUUGUAAUCUUGAUUUAUCACCAUUUUAACGUUUCUCAUCAAUUCUAAUCAGAGAACUAUUUAAAUAAUUAAUAAUCACUUUUUUUUCUUUUUUUUUAUUAUUAUGAUUAUUCAUAAGGAUUUCAAAAUUUUGAUUCAAAUUCGAGUUAAAAAGUGGUCUCUCUCAAAUAUUUUUUUCGAAAAAAAAUUACAGAAAAUUUUAAGCGCCAGCAGAUGUGACGUGAAUAAAAUAGUGGUAUAAAUUUGAAAAUUUUUAAUUUCAAAGCUUCGAAUUAUGAAUCUGAAGUUCACAGACAGUUAGGAAUUUUCGGAUUCAUUUUUUUUUUCAAUACGUCAGUUAAAAAAUAAAAACUAAAAAUAUGCACAUGUAGAAAAUUUAAAAAACCAUAUAUAAAAUAUGGAUGUGUGAAAAAUUAAAAAAUCUAUAGGUGCAAUUUUUUAAAAUAUUUUUUUUUUUAAUUUAUCAUUUUCAAAUAAAUCCAAAAAUUAUUGGACGUCAACUGACUUCAGUAUCAUAAAUUUUUUAGAAGUUUUUACUCAGUGAUAAAAAUUACGCGCAUGAUUAGGAUGAGGUUCAAAUUCGCGAAAUAUUUGAAUUUUUUUUGUAUUGAUAAAUAAAUGCAUACAUAUGUUAAUAAAUGUAAUAAAAAAUGUGGCGUUUGGAAGCAAGUGAAGUGAAGUAAAGCAAAGUAAAGACAUGAAAAAGCCAAGACACUCUUUAAAGUCGUUUUACGCGGCGCGCAACCAAGCGCAACUCUACUCGGUGAGUUUAAAGACAGCUCACAACCGCCUCAUGAUGUCUUGCGUGGCCAUGCGUCGUUCACUACGUUUCUUACCACCAUCGUGGUAUCACCAACUCUACCCGUCUCUAUCUUCAUCAUUAUUAUUAUCACUAUUUUUCCAUUACCAUCAUUACCAAUUACCGCUAUCACUACCACCAUUAUCAUCAUCAUUCCAACCCUCAACGCCAUUUUACCCCUUCUUCUCUGAAAGUUAUUUUUAAAUAAAUUUAUUUAUUUAUCAAAUUUUUUUUUUCAACCAAUUUUAUUUUUACAAAUUUUUUUUUUUUUUUUUUUAAUUAUAUAUUAGUAUAAAAAUGUAUAUAAAGUGGAAAGUGUGAAAGUGAUUACGUGUUAUAGUGAUUUAUUUAUUUUUUUUUUUUUUUAAAUCAAAAUUUUAAUUUUUUGGAAGUAAAAGUGGAAAAAAAAAUUCAAGUGACAAAUAAAUAAAAAUAAAAAUUAAAAAAAAAAAUAAGUGAAGAAAAUUUAACAUGAUAAUUUGAAAAAAAAAAAAAAAAUCUUUGCCGGAGGGUUAUAAUAGUAUAAGAAAAACUUGUAUAUAUUUGCACGUAAGGGCGAGAAGAUAUAAGAAAGUGUAAGGAAAGGAAUAAAAAAAAAUGUAAAAUAAAAUAUAGAGAAGAUAUGAGAACUGGCAGUAGUUAUGCGCUCAAAUUAUGCGUCUUGGUUGUUGUUAAGGAUGCACGAUUAUCAUACAACAACAAGAUCAACCAACAAUCAGAAGCACAAAUAUCUGUAUCAACAUGGCCAUAAGAAUUCAGAUAAUUAUAUCAAGAUUACGGGAAAUACCGUCGAAUUUACAUGAUUGAUAGACCAAGGCAAAUUAAAUUGAAAUUUUAAAGAAACGUGAGAACCAUGGACAAAAUAUAUAAAUUUAAAUUAGACGAAGCCUGUCACAGAUGGAAAAUUUUAAAUCCCAAGAAGUGGACGUGGAGUCAAUUAAAUUGCCCCUAAGUAAAUUAAUAAUUAAUAAUAAUAGUAAUAAUAUUAAUAAUAAUGAUUAUAAUAAAAAGUGGUUAAUUGUAUUAAUUGUAAUUUAUAUUUUUUUAAUUUAUUGUCAUUGUGUAAUUGACAAUAAUUGUGAUACUUACAAUUACAUUUAUAACAAUUUAAUAGUGACAUUACGGUUUCAUUGAGUGUAAUGACAUUAAGUCAUUUAUGUAUUUAGGAAGUGAUGAGUGACGCAAAUAACUCUACAAUUUUUUUUUAUUUCUGAUUUAAAAUUUAUUUUUUUUUUUCAUUUUUCUCUUUUUGUUUUGUUGGUUUUAAAUAAACGGCGCGAGUAAAAAUUAAACGACAAGGAGAAGUUGUACAACGGCCUUAUUGCUGGCCUGGCCAGCUACUAUGCGAAUUGCAGAUCUUCGAAUUCUCAUUGCGGUGGUUUGGCUGACCGCACUCCUGUCACAGCGGUUUGUUGACGCCAGCAACGAAACACGUGAUAAUUUAACGCGCAGUAUCCGCGAUACAUCUUUCCACGGAACUUCUUUAUGGUCACAAGAAGAUCAAAUAAAUAAACGUCCAUUAGGAUUAACAUACCGCGAAAUGCAAAACGUAUUGCGACACGAAGGCGGCGAAGAAGGUUUGCCCGUCGACUGUUGUCCGACAGUUAAAGAAAUAAUUGAACCUAUUGGAGGAAGAAAUCGGGAUGAAAUGUACGUCGAGUUGUACAGAAAUGAUGAUCAAGUCCAGAGGUUUUACGAAUACUCGUGCCGACAGGACGUCCUGGACAAACCCUGUCGAUUUAUCGACCGAAAGUUGAUGAAUCAGUCAAGAUGUGUACAAAAGUAUUCAUACUCUUAUGCUAUGGUUAGAGAUCCGUCUGCCGAAAUUACAACUAUGGAAAAUGGAAAUACGGAACAUCAUCAUAGGCAUCGGCACAAAGAUCAUCAUUUUCCAACAUUUGGUUACGGCUCACCCUGGACACUAGAUCACAUUCGCGUGAGAAGCGGAUGUAGCUGUGAGAUUUCACCUAAGCCCAAAAAAAAACGACCCUCAAGUCUAAAAACUAAAAAAAUAAAACAUAGGCCGUCUAAAAAAAAAGAUGAUUUUACAAUAAAUUCAGAUACGUAAUUAAUUAAUUAAUCAACCAAACGCCUUAGAUUAUUUAUUAAUUUUUGUUACCAAUUAUUUAAUCACUUUUAAUUAAUUAAUUAUAAAAAUAAUAUUAAAUAAUUAAUUUUAAAUUGCAAGUCGAAAUCAUUCUAAUCAUUAAUUUUUUUUUUUUUUAUUAAAAAUAAAUUUAUUUAUUAAUUUUUAAUGUUACCUACAAUUAUUUUUUAACGCGGCCAGUUCUUAACAAUUUAUAAUUAAAAUAGUAAUGGCUAACUAAUUAUUUUAUUUAAUUAAUUAUAGAAAAAUUGAAAGUAAGAAAAUUUUUUAUUUUGACUGAUUAGAGAUUUUUAUUUAUUAAUAAAAAUAAAAAUAAUCAAAAACCUGAAUAUAAUCAUGACAAUGACUAGAAUUAGUGAUUAAAAAAAAAUUCGGUGAUAAGAGCGCGUUUAGUUCCGCGAACCGAAGGCUAGUCGAGCAAACGCCGACUCAUAAUCCGUUUUUGAGGUUAACUCUCAUAGCUAUCGAAAAAAUUAAUUAGUAAAUUAUGUUUCUUUUAGUAUUCUAUUAUUUAAUAGAGUGAAUUGAGUCGACUAGAGUAAAAUGGAAUAAAGAAUUGAGGGAAUAAUUUUUUUGGUGAAUUCCAGUGGGAAAAAAAAAAUUUUGCUUGUCCAUUUUACCCCAGUAUACUUAAUUUUUAAUACCGUCCUGCUUAAAAAAAAAAAUUAUACACGCACUAAUUAUUAUUAAUAUCUUUUUAUAUAUUUUUAAUUUUUUUAUUUACUGCCAUGUAAAAAACAUUGUAAAUAAUUAAUUUAAUUAUGAAAAUAAAUAUAUAGUAUAAAUAUAAAUUUUUUUGCUGCAAUCUUAACUGUGUAACUUUUUCUACAAUUUUCACACUUUGAUGAUGUUUGUUUAUGGUGUGCCGUCAACUGAUUCUAUUAAUUUUAUACCACGAUUAGUGAUCCUAAUAAAUUGAUCUUAUAUUCGACAUUCGGUUGAAAUUUUUUUUGCAUUAAAUGAAAAACUACAAUCUGUCUAAUGACAAUAGAUAAUUGCAAUGAUAGAGUUCAACGUGUAGAUUAGAGCUUUACCCAUUUGCAAAAUACACUAGUGCAGAUGAAAUAGUAAAAGCGCUGUGAAGUCCUGGGUUCAAAUACGCUGAAGGCGUGUGGGUUCACUUCUGGGCUCUAGGAGGUCUUUCACUAGGGAAUUCGGAUGUUUGUCAAGUGUGGCUUGGUAUUUUUCGCUGUAACGCGAGAUUUCUUCUUAACUGUGGCAACAAAUAGGUCUUUGUGGAGUGUUUUGUUGGAUACGAACCACAGUGCGUUGAUGAUGGCUCUGAGAGUCUUGGAUUUUCUAUUCCAUACCUCAUUAUUGCUUUUCUUUCUCAUCUCUUCUACAAUUGUUUGCAAUCGCGAAGCGUGUUAGUGCGUAAGUGCCGACAGGUGGCAGUCUGGUGGCUUUGUAGAACGAACCUCAAAUAAAAUGGCAGUGCAUUAUAUCAACUUGUGAAAAAUAAUUAAUUUGCUCACGGUAGGAAUCAAACCUAAGUCUGGU